GCAUCAUGGUGACGAUGACUGUGGCAUUUCAUGAUUGGCGUGCUGUUCGGGAUAAUUGUCAGUUGUGUUUUCUUUGUCGUACAGAACUCGCGGCGGCGGAAUAUUCAAGCAUGCUACCCUGGCAGCGCAAUCAUGUCCACUGUCCGCCGUCCUGCUGCAUACAGGGCCUACAUCCACGAAGUCUCGAAACAAACACACAUUAUCCAACUACAAGGUUUCCUUUUCUUUGGAACGAUCGUGCGCGUUGAGGAAAAGUUACGGAGUAUUGCUGAGGAUCCGGACUGACGAACCAACCCUUUACAGUUCAUAGUCGUAGACUUUUUUUAAGUCUGAAUUUAAGUGUGUGAGGGUGGUUCUACCCUAUGUUGCACUAUUCUAGCGUAGUUUGACGAUCUAGCUUUGGCCCCCUGUGGCCUACCAUUCCUUACCAGCGAGUGAAUGCCCUGAUGGCAGACCUGUUGGCCGAAAUGGGUGUAGAACCCAUACCAACCUUCGGACCCAGUCGUUCCUGCAGAAUCGAAUAGCCAUCCGUCUCUUCGUAACAUGUCUAGAUCGAGACCUGUAGCGAUGACUAUCACAUAAAACACCACCGGCAUCACCAAGAAAUAGAUUGGAAACACGAGUUGAUGCUUCCACCGGG
This is a messenger RNA of Pisolithus orientalis, 640 nucleotides long. RefSeq lists its product as uncharacterized. The transcript is spliced from 3 exons. NCBI's taxonomy places the organism in Eukaryota, Fungi, Basidiomycota, Agaricomycetes, Boletales, Pisolithaceae. The record is from RefSeq and is a predicted model, not a curated record. The coding region runs from base 31 to 285 and encodes 84 amino acids.